This is a messenger RNA of Salvia hispanica, 2671 nucleotides long. The record is from RefSeq and is a predicted model, not a curated record. NCBI's taxonomy places the organism in Eukaryota, Viridiplantae, Streptophyta, Magnoliopsida, Lamiales, Lamiaceae.
AUGGCUUUAAGUAGUUUGGCAAAUAGAUAUAGCUCAUCCUCACCAAAUUUUUCUUGUGCAGUUGUGGACACCCCUCUUGUAUGUGCAGUCAAGUCUCUUUCAUUUGAAUGCCUGAAAUUGCUGCUUGAGGGUAAAGCAGACCCAAAUUUUUAUGUCGCUGGAUUAAGUCCUAUGCAAUAUGCUGCAAAAGAAGGAGACACAAAAUUUCUUGAGUAUUUGAUUAAAGCUAAAGGAGAUCCAAAUUCGUCUGACAAAGAUAUACAUAGACCGAUUGAGGAAGCUGCUUUGGUGCAUGAUCGUGCAGCUGUGGAGGUUUUGUUUCCAGUGACUGAACAGCUUGCACAUUAUCCGAAUUGGACUGUUGAUGGCAUAAUCGAGUACACUCAUUCUGAAGAAUAUAAAAAAAUGAGUCAGGAGAAAUUGACAAAGCGCUUAAGUGUAAUAGACUUCGGAGGGUUGCUUGAUGCGGGCAAUAAGAAUUACUACCGAGCAAUCUUUCAUUAUAGAAUGGCUUCUCAUCUUGAUCCAUCUAACGCCACAUGGGUAUCGACGCGAAGCAUGUGGGAAGCACGCACACAUAAAAGCAUUAAUGCUCUGUUAGAUGCUCAGCAAUGCUUUAGGCUCAAGCCACACUGCCCCGUCCCUUACGACAGAGGAGACAAUGCUGCUGCAGCGAAUGAGAUAUUCAAGAAAUUCCUCAAGGCAGGCCUAGCCUUCUCGUUGGAUCCUUAUGAAAGGAAAAAGUGUCACGCAUUUAGAAUUACUAUGUUCGAUUACUUUGCUUGGUUGAGUCAGAUGAGCAGCGCCGAAGAGAUUUUUAGCUGUGAUGAUGAUCAACACUGUAGAAUUUCCCCAUUUUUUGGAUCCAGUCCUUGCACUUUAAAUAUAUUCUGCUUCAUCGAUCGAGUUUCAUCUUCUUCUUUCAUGCGAAACGAAAAAGAAGAGCAAAAGAUGAAAAGCUUGUCGAAGCAGAACGAGAAUCUGGUCGACGAGGAGGAAUCUUCAGAUAAAAUCAAAGCAGAGGUUGAACAUGAAUGGCAUAGGUCGGAUUCAAGCAUGAACUCACACGAACCAGGAGUAAGCUCAUACUCCCUCCAUCGCAAAAUUGAACAGGCUCUCAAUGUACCCCAAAGCGUGAUGUCUGAUGAUUUGAAGAUGAUGACCCAGAACCGGAGAAAGAUAAAAUCCUUAUUUAAUCGAAGAAAGAUAAAAUCUUUGGUUAAUCGAUGCUGUAAAGAAGAUGAGCUUAUGACUGCAAAGAUGGACAAGGAAUCUGAGUUAUAUGUAGCAACCAUAAGUGGUGAUCUCCACCAGUUCAAAACAAUUUUCAAUACAGAUCCUGAAUCAAAAGGUGGAGAUGAAGCUAUUGUAAGAGCCCUUGUGGGAGAUGUCUCUCGUAACGACACAGAGAAGCGUAAUCUACUGAUAGCAGAGGAUGUUGUUUUAGAAGCCAUAAUCAAGGCGGGGCCAAAAUUAAUCCUAAUGAGCGACAGUAAUGGAAGAAAACCGCUUCAUUUUGCUGCAUAUUUGGGUAACCUAGAAGCAACACAUUACCUGCUACAAAAAUGUAAGAGCAAUGCAACUAGAAGAGACAAAAGAGGUGAACUGCCUAUUCAUUUGGCAGCACUUGAAGGCCAUGUUGACAUCAUUCACGCUUUGCUUCAGUAUCCCACCCAAGCUGAGGAGCUGCUUGACAUGUCUGGUUGUAAUAUUUUACAUAUUGCUGCUCGGAGUGGAAGAUAUAAUGUGUUCCAUUAUGUUCUCAACAAUCCAAAUCUCGACUCCCUCGUAAACAUGAAGGAUAAAUCCGGAGACACGCCCCUGCAUAUUGCCACCAGGAAUGAUCAUGCUAAGAUAGUCAGUGCCUUAACCUGGGACCAGAGGGUCGAAACUAAGGCGGUUAACAACAAGGAAAUGACAGCUCUUGAUGUUUUUUAUGAAAAAAGGAAACAUAAACUAUCUUUUGCAAAGCAUUUGACUUUGGCUGCUCUACAUGCUGCAUCUGUUCCUCAAAAUUCAGAUUCAGAUAGAAAGGUGAAUGUCAACUUGAAUGUCUUUAAGGAAAGAGUAAACACUUUCCUGGUUAUGGCAACUCUGGUCGCCACAGUAACUUUUGCAGCUGGUUUCACCAUGCCCGGUGGCUACAUUAGCUCUGAAACUAGCAAUGAAUUGGGCAUGGCAGCGAUGUGGAAAGACACGGUAUUCCACGUUUUUGUUUUCUGCGACACUAUAGCCAUGUAUACUUCAAUCCUUGCUGUCACAACUCUCAUAUGGGCCCAGUUAGGUGAUAUUACCUUAGUUUUCUCUGCCCUCUACAUUGCGGUACCGUUGCUUGGUGUUGCUCUGAUCAUGAUGUCUAUGGCUUUCACAGCUGGAGUUACCAUAGUUCUUAGCAAACUCAGAUGGCUCCAAAUCACUGUGCUUGCCAUGAGUACAUCUUUCAUUGCCCUAUUGCUUCUCCUCCUGAUUCUUUUGUGCGCACCACUCGGUGCAAGGAGUCGGAUACUACGGUAUCUUUCUUACUACCCAUUUUGCUUGCUCGUAUUAGUUACUAGCACAAAGCCGAAUCACUGAAGGCUGAGGCACCACCUAUUCCACAUUGUGGCUCUAUAUCAUAUCUAGUUAUUUAUGUUUGGUAUGUACUUUUAAGGCUGAGGCACCACCUAUUCCA